Molecule: messenger RNA, 2283 nt
Organism: Hordeum vulgare subsp. vulgare (domesticated barley)
Lineage: Eukaryota; Viridiplantae; Streptophyta; Magnoliopsida; Poales; Poaceae
Product: homeobox-leucine zipper protein ROC8-like
Exons: 3
Coding region: 1464-2090 (208 amino acids)
Molecular function (GO): DNA binding
Source: RefSeq, a predicted model, not a curated record
GAUCUGGCUUCCUCCUCCUCAAGUUCUCGCCUCCUAUAGCCGUGGCCCAAGCGAGUGAGCAAGGUAGCGAUGGACUCCAAGAAGAGAGAUCUUUGAGCUCUGCCGUGUGACGUCUCUGGCUUACCCUAGCUUCUAUUUAGGCACGCCGGAUUGGUGACACCAGUGCCCCGCCUCGAAGAUCAGAGCGCGAGGGUGAGGUGAUAUCUGAUAGCUUCACCACUUAGUCAUACGCCAGAUGCCAUCCUUUCCAAUCUAAUUUUCAUAUGUUGUUUUUUGCAUGGAAUUGAAAUUGACGGUUUGACAAGCUAGCACAGCCCACCCCGCUCCUCCGUGGGUCACUCAUUGGACCGAUCUCUCUCUCCUUCUUCACCAACACCAUCCGGCUAUCUUCUGUUCGUCCCUAUCCUUCUUGCUCCCUCGAGAGCGCGUGCAGCGGGCGGACAGGUAGCAAGGGUGUGGUACUACUAGUAGUAGUAACCGGUGAGAGCAUUUUAAGGGCUGUUGAUUUUAAGCCCAACGCUUGUCGAGGCCAUGGCCAUUCUCUCUCCUCCUGUAAGAGAUCGGUGCUCUUUUGGGCAACGAUGGGAACAACCGGAGCCAUUUAAGACCAAACGGGUCGGUUGCCGAACACUACUCCUCGCAAUAUCCGUCUUCUCCCGUAGCGCAAACUACCACAAAACUGGAUACAUACAUGGCACUCUUGUGGCAUUUGGGCUUCAUGGUUUAAGGUAUAUGUAAACCGGGAACAAUCAUGCAAGAACCAAUUUAUAGUUCAUAGGUAGGCAAAUGAAAAGUAAAGAUACAAACAUAGUCUUUUAUUUUUAAAGUCGAACAAUCUUUUAAUAAUCCGUAAACCAGUUUAUAAGGAUUGUAAUUUGUACAACAUUAGUUCUAACAAUAAUAGUAGGAAACAUAGUUUAUACUAAUGUUGCCAAUUGUGGCAAGUGUCCAAAGUUAGUAAUAUCUACACCAAUAAGUAUUUUACGCUACGUACGGGAGGACACGGACACCUAGAGGACUAGUGUUCCGGAACCCGACCUGUUUGGCUCAUCGGACAUAGCGCCAGUCUAUCUAGGGGUUAGAGAAAGGGAGGAGUGGUCAUGGCCUCGACGAGCUCUGUGCUCACAAUCGCGGGCCAUUAAUUGCUCGUGCCCGUUACUACUGCCAGUAGUACCACAGCCCUGCUGCAGGAUAGGGACGAACAAGACAGCCGGGAGCAGUAUUGGACGGGCUGUCACCCGGCGUAUGACUUAGCGGCGAAGAAGCCAGCAGAUAUUGCCUCGCCAUCGCCCGCUGGUGCUCGAGGCCGGGCGCUGCCGUUACCACUCCGGCGUGUAUAAAUAGGUGCGAGGGCGAGCCGGAAAGGUCACACAGCAGAGCACGAAGCUCUCUCUUCAUUCCUCUCCCUCCAGUCCUCUCCUCCUAGCUAUAGCCGUCAGCCAGCGCGAUCGAGUGAGGUAGCGAUGGACUCCGGGGAUGACCAGCAGCUCCAGGAGCAGGGCCAGAAGAACUACCACCGCCACACGCCGAGCCAGAUUCAGGCGCUCGAGGCGGCGUUCAUGCAAUGCUCCCACCCUGACGAGACGCAGCGCGCCAUGCUCGGCCGCGACCUCGGACUUGAGCCACGCAAGGUUAAGUACUGGUUUCAGAACCGCCGGACGCAGAAGAAGGUGCAGCAAGAGCGGCAGGGCAACGACUUCCUCCGCGCGGAGAACGACAGGAUCCGGUGCGAGAACAUUGCCCUGCGCGAUGCGCUCCAGAACGCCGUCUGCCCCAGCUGCGGCCCACCCGUCGCCGAGGAUUACUACGACGAGCAGCAGCUGCGCGUGGAGAACGCCCGGCUGAAGGAGGAGCUUGCCGGCCUCACCUAUAAGCCCCUCGGCAGCCCGUUCACGCAGAUGACGCAGGGCACGCCGCAGAUGUCCGUCUCACCUCUCGACCUGUCCAUGGCCACCGUACAGAUGGGCGGGCACCACCAACAGUUCGGGGGCGCCGGCCUGUCGCUCGACCUCGACCUCAGCAGGGCCGGCAUGUUCGAAGGGUGUAGGCAGGAGGACUGGGGAGCACAUUUUAGCACAAACAGACAAUAAAAUUAGCACCCAACUAUCAAACAUGCGGCAAGAGAUCUCUCUUAUGUGCAUUCAAACAUGUUUGUCGGCACCGUAAUGUUGUAGCUCAUCUUAAAAAAAAUCGUGUGUAAGCUCAGUUAGUCUUUGUGUUUUUCAUUCUACUCCGAAUUGUAUUGGGAGAUCCUAUGUAACUUUCGUUGAUUAAUUUAUAAAU